This is a messenger RNA of Fusarium odoratissimum NRRL 54006, 672 nucleotides long. RefSeq lists its product as uncharacterized. The record is from RefSeq and is a predicted model, not a curated record. Lineage: Eukaryota; Fungi; Ascomycota; Sordariomycetes; Hypocreales; Nectriaceae. Bases 1 to 672 code for a protein of 223 amino acids. The transcript has a single exon.
AUGCCAACAAGACUAAUAGACGUGGGGUCUGUUGCUCAGUCUACAGCACGGCUGGUAGAAACCAAAGAUCUUUCAGAGGAAAACAAAAAACGGCCAUAUGUCAUCUUGAGCUACUGCUGGGGAUCAGGGAACGAUCCUGCACGAACAACAAGUCGGAACCUGAGAGGAAGACACAACACGAUAGAGUGCGGCACUCUUCCAAAGUCAAUUCAAGACGCGAUCCGAAUUAUCCGCUUGAUGAAGAUCCAGUAUCUUUGGGUCGAUGCCGUAUGUAUUAUACAGUAUGUUAAAACUCUGAAUGCGCAACAAGAAGACGAUGUGGCAAUGGCCGAUUGGGAGAGGGAGUCAAUGCGCAUGGCAUCUUAUUAUUCCAACUCUGUGUGCUGUAUCGCAGCGUCGAACGCAAAAGACAGCUCAGAAGGAAUACUAAUUGAACGACGAGCAGCGCGGUACGGCUUCAAGAAGUGGUAUAACCCAGCGAACAAAUUCUUACCGUCGCCCUUCGCCUUCAGACGAAGGUUCCCCAGCUCACUGUUCGAACGAGGUUGGUGCCUUCAAGAAUGGAUCCUUUCACCUCGUAUUCUUCACUGGACAGCCAAUGGUUUAAUCUGGGAAUGCUCAAAUGGGUUCUUCUGGGAGGGCCAAAGCGGCUUCGAGGGAGAACCUCCAUAA